Molecule: messenger RNA, 1635 nt
Organism: Gloeophyllum trabeum ATCC 11539
Lineage: Eukaryota; Fungi; Basidiomycota; Agaricomycetes; Gloeophyllales; Gloeophyllaceae
Product: G-alpha-domain-containing protein
Exons: 8
Coding region: 1-1635 (544 amino acids)
Biological process (GO): adenylate cyclase-modulating G protein-coupled receptor signaling pathway
Cellular component (GO): heterotrimeric G-protein complex
Molecular function (GO): G protein-coupled receptor binding; guanyl nucleotide binding; GTPase activity
Source: RefSeq, a predicted model, not a curated record
AUGGAGGCUGCGGAGGACCCGUUGGCCUCAGCCAUGGCGCCGCCUGAGCAUGAGACAGAUGAGCAGCGAGUCGCGCGAGAGUCGGAUGAGACACGAGCGCGCAAGAUCAGCGAGAACAUUGAUGCACAGAUCAAGGCUGACAGGCUGGCCUUAAAGAAGAAGAAAAAGGCUGUCAGAGUCUUGCUUCUUGGCCAGAGCGAAAGCGGUGCUUUGCAAGACUUCCAGAUUGCAUACGCCUAUAGAGCGUGGACGGAAGAACGAGUGUCAUGGCGUGCGGUCAUUCAACUAAACCUCGUUCGCUCGGUGAACACUAUAGUGGACCUUCUGACGAAGGAGAUGGCCCAGCCCACGUCCCCGGCAUCUCCGAGGUCAAUGCACCUGCCGUUACCUACCGGUCACGAUGAUGACGAGGAUGCCUAUCCCUUAAGCUCCGGCUCCAGCUCUCGGGUACGCAUUCCUCGUGUUGCAUCCGAUCCCUCACUACGUUUCCGGACACCUGUGUCGGAGUACCAUAAGCUUCUGAAGCAACGUUUGCAACCGCUGCAGCGCGUCCAGAGAGACCUCGAAGCGCGCUUGGGGUCUGCUGCAACCGAGGACACGUUUACUGCUGUUACGUCGGCGGCGCCAUUCACGGAGCAGGUUCAGUCUAGGACUGAAAACACCAUUCUUACGGAGCUACAGCCCAACCCUCACAGACCACGCGAAUUUUUCAUUCGUUCCAGUACGGGUUGGAAAGCCGCACUGGACAAGGUGCGACCGCGCUUGUCAAUGGACGCACGCUCACAGGAAAACCUGGAUGAGAAGUACGAGGACGAUGAUCAAGCAGGAAGACGGCUCCAGAAGCGAAACAUGAAGCGACCCAGAGAUAUCGAUGACGAGACCACUGAUGUUCUUGCCCAGUGCAAAGACGACAUCAAAGCUCUUUGGACGGAUGAAGCCGUACAGAGUAUUCUUAUAAAACGCAGGUUACGACUGGAGGAUGCGCCUGGAUUCUUCCUGAACGACAUUGAUCGCAUUGCGAGUCAAGAUUACGAACCUUCAGACGACGACGUGGUUCGUGCUCGGCUGCGCACGGUAGGGGUGCAGGAACACCGUCUGAAGUUUGAACGAGGUAGCGAACAGGGUCGGGAAUGGAUCCUCUAUGAUGUGGGAGGUUCGCGAUCCUGCAGGGCGGCAUGGUACCCAUACUUUGACGACAUCAACGCAAUCAUAUUUGUAGCCCCCAUAUCUUGCUUCGACGAAUCCCUUGCCGAGGAUCGUCGAGUCAACCGUCUGGACGACAGUCUGCUUCUAUGGAAAGGCCUCUGCGCUUGUCCGUUACUAGCGGGUGUGCAACUCAUUUUAUUUCUCAACAAGUACGAUCUUCUGGAAAAGAAGUUGAGCCCUUACGGAGGCGCAGUCCAUGCUAAGGACUACAUUCCGGGAUAUGGUAAGAGGCCGAACGAAGCACGUAGCGUUGCAGACUUUUUCAAGCAGAAAUUUGGAGAACUGCAAAAGCAUAAUUCUCCCGAGCCCAGGGGGUUCUACGCAUUCCUUACAUCCGUUACAGACACAAAAGCUACGAAGAUGACCCUUGAUACAGUGCGAGAGGGCAUUCUCAGGAGAUAUUUAAAAGAAGCCGAUCUUUUGCCGUGA